Messenger RNA from Sinocyclocheilus grahami, 2334 nucleotides. RefSeq names its product N-alpha-acetyltransferase 15, NatA auxiliary subunit-like. Lineage: Eukaryota; Metazoa; Chordata; Actinopteri; Cypriniformes; Cyprinidae. Gene Ontology annotation, biological process: N-terminal peptidyl-methionine acetylation. Bases 112 to 1536 code for a protein of 474 amino acids. The transcript is spliced from 10 exons. Gene Ontology annotation, cellular component: NatA complex; cytoplasm. Gene Ontology annotation, molecular function: protein binding. The record is from RefSeq and is a predicted model, not a curated record.
UGGUUCUUUUGAUGUUUACAUAUAGAUGAUGGCAAGGAAGAGCCACCCACUACGUUACUCUGGGUGCAGUAUUUCCUGGCUCAGCACUUUGAUCAGAUCGGCCAGCACACCAUGGCUCUCGACUACAUCAAUGCUGCCAUUGAGAGCACACCUACUCUGAUAGAGCUCUUCCUCAUUAAAGCCAAGAUAUACAAGCAUGCUGGGAACAUCCGGGAAGCAGCUCGUUGGAUGGACGAAGCUCAGGCCCUGGACACAGCAGACCGUUUUAUUAACUCUAAAUGCGCCAAGUACCUGCUUAAAGCAGGUCUGGUCAAGGAGGCUGAGGAAAUGUGCGCCAAGUUCACAAGGGAGGGAGCGUCUGCGGUAGAGAAUCUGAAUGAGAUGCAGUGCAUGUGGUUCCAGACUGAAUGUGCUCUGGCCUAUAAAUCCAUGAAGAAAUAUGGAGAAGCACUGAAAAAAUGCCAUGAGAUUGAAAGGCACUUUGUAGAGAUAACAGAUGACCAGUUUGACUUCCAUACGUACUGUAUGCGGAAGAUGACGCUGCGUUCCUAUGUGGACCUGCUUAAACUGGAGGACGUGUUACGUAUGCACCCAUUCUACUUCAAAGCCGCACAAACCGCAAUCCAAAUCUACCUCAACCUGCAUGACAACCCGCUAACGGAUGACAGCAAGGAACUACAGGCUGAUACCGGGAACCUGACUGACAAAGAACUGAAGAAGUUAAGGAACAAGCAACGGAGAGCACAGAAGAAAGCACAGCUGGAGGAAGAAAAAAAGAAUGCGGAGAAAGAGAAACAGUUAAAGAACCAGAAAAAGAAAAAAGAGGAUGAUGACGAAGAGAUCGGCGGACCUAAAGAGGAACUUAUACCAGAGAAACUGGCCAGGGUGGAGAACCCAUUAGAUGAAGCUGUAAAGUUUCUGACACCCUUGAAAAACCUGGUGAAGAAUAAGAUAGACACACACCUUCUGGCCUUUGAGAUCUACUUUAGGAAAGAAAAGUACCUGUUAAUGCUGCAGUCAGUGAAAAGGGCUUAUGCAAUAGACCCGGACCACCCUUGGCUUCACCAGUGUCUAGUGCGCUUCUUUAAAGGAGUGUCCGAAAGUAAAGACCUAGCAGAAUCGGUCAGCAUGGUUCUCAAGCAGGAAAUCUCCAGGCUGUUUGGGGAAAGUAAUGCAAAGAACUUCAACCAGGCCUUCCUCACCAAGUACUUCAAUUCCAUCCCUCAUCGAGUAGCAGCUGCCAAAAUGAUGUUCUACUUAGACCCUUCAACACAGAAGAAAGCGGUGGAACUGGCUAUAGCACUUGAUGAAUCACUGAACAACAGAAAUAUUCAGAUCUGUACAGAGGUUUUGGAAAGCCUGCGUGAUGGCAGCCUCGGAGAGGCUAAGGAAACCGCAGAGUUCUACCGAGCGGAGUGUCUUAAGAUCUACCCCUAUACGCUGGCCUUCAUGCCUCCAGGCUAUGAGGAAAACAUGAAGAUUGCGGUCAAUGGAGACGUCUCCACAGAAACUGAGGAGCUGGCCAAUGAUAUGUGAAGAUCUGAAGAGGGAGGAGGUGGAAUGGGAAGCGGUGUGGCACCGCCACUGUCAAACACCCGAGAUGGUUGCAGUUGACUAAUGCGAUUCUGUGAGGAACUUCCUGCGAUCUUCUACGCCCCCAGAAAUUGCAGUUAGGACUGACAGACAAUGACUGUGUUUUGGAGUGGAGGAAGAAGAAGAGGUGGAGUGUUGGGGGGGGGGAUAAAUUGCCCAUUUUACUUUUUUAACCUUGCUGAUGACUACUCUCUAACUGAAAACUAGUCAAACAUGCAUCCCCUUUUGAAUACAGUAUGUUUGAAUGCAAACUUUGUGCAAUGGUGAAAGCAAAUCCCAUAGUCAACAAACCAAGCUAGAGAAGCGCACUCAAACCCAUCUUUCCCCUGUUUUAAAGAGUAAUUUAUAUGAAAAAUAAAAGCUUAAAAAGGUUAUGUGGCUUGUGCAAAAGAUCUGGUUUGAGUUGGUGUGAAAAGGCAGCUGAACCGUUGGAUGUACUUUAGGGGGGAGACUGGACAUGGACAGGAAGUGAUGUCAUAAUGGGAAGCGGCAUGUGUAGAGGUUCCUUAUUGCAUAUCUUGAAGAAGAGGCUGUAUCCAACAAACGGACAGUAAACUGUGAUCAAGAGCCUGUGAAAUUGACAGAAGAAAACCCUUUUCCCCCUUUCUCCUUCAUCUUACUUCAUUCUGUCACUCUGUUUGAUCCAAAUGGGUUACAGUGUUCAAAGAAGAGUUUGUUGUAUGAUAGAUUUUUUGUAAUAAAAAAAUCGUGAGAGCACACACAUGGCACCAGUCCAUGCAC